GAUAAAUGCUUUGGAAGUCUUAUUUUUUUAAGUCUAGAAUGGGUGGAGCGGGUAACCACCACUCCUCAAGUAAAGCCACAAAAUCCAGGAUAUGGGAAAGAGUAGGCUGACAGCGCACUUUGCAAAGUACUGGAAGAUAUUUGCAAUUGUGUGCGCGGAGCGCUGAGAGGGAACGCAGCUGGAUAGGCUUGGGAACGGGUGUCGGGGGCAGGGGAAUGCGCGCUCAGUGCAACGUUUAUGCGGGGAACUUUUAGCGGGCGCCCGGUCUGUCCCCAGUACAGGUCCUCAACCUGAAACGAGGGUAGUUAGGCAGGAGGGGGAAAUCCCAGAGAUGCUAUGAGUAGCUUCUACCUCUGUUCUUCCCAGCGCCUACUCUGGCGCCGGGUCAUCCUCCACCCUGCGGGAAAGCAGGUCUCGAACCCUCCACGACGCUGCCUCCGCCUCCUGCGCGGAGACGUAACGGGGGACCCGUGCGUAACGGCUGACGCGCUGGAAUCCUCCGGCUGACGCGGGGCACGCACGGCGCGCGACGCCCCCUUCGUCCGCCCCGCCCCUGACGUCCCGGGAGCGUUCUAUUUUGGAACGCCGGGGCCACGUUGCUAAGGGAGGCAGUCCGGCGUUGCGAUUGGUCGCUGCCGCGCAAGACUUUGGCCAAUCAACUUUCCCUUCCUAUUUGGAGGGCGCAGUUCCCUUCCCCCCCCUCUGUCCCUGGAACCCGUGGUUCUUAGAUGCUUGGGUCUCUUUUAAGGGCCUGUAAAGGCACAGCGAUAGAACGCCUGUCGCGACCAGAACGACCCUUUGCUACCCAGUGGGUCUGCGGGCUCUAGCAGAGAUCUAGCCUGUCGGCUCUCCGGAGCAGAUAUUUCUCUUUGUGCGCCGGCAUUUAUUCUGGAAAUGUGGUGGCCGUCAUUCUCUCUUCUCACUACACACAGAGACACUCACACUCCCUCUGUGCUGCACCCUGGGUCCCUCGAGCUAGUCCGAAAACAGGACUAGGACAGAUAACCGGAGGAGAACUAGCCAGGUGGUCUCCGGGAGCUCCGCCCCCUCUCAGUUCUCAGAACGCUGAUUGGCCAGCGAGGCAGCCCUUCCCUCACCACGCCCCCCGACAGAGUAGUUAAGCUUCAGAACAAUUCCAGGAUGCCACUUGCGGGUGGGGGGCAAUGAGCGCUGCUGGGACUAUGAGGGUCAGAUCGUACACCAUCCCCCUCCACGAUAGUCUGAGAGAGCCGAGUUGUCACUUUUGCCUACCUGUUUGUGCACCUGAACCUGUCACUUGUCAGUGUCACUGGAGAGAGACAGUUACUUGAAACGAUUCUCUCUACUCCUAGGCCGUUCCUCCAACAUCCUUUUAACUGGGACCCCCGCCCCCACAAGGGAGCUGGCACGGAGGGGUGUGUGUGUGUGUGUGUGUGUGUGUGUGUAGAGGAAGGCUUGGUCUAAGGCCUCUCCCUCUCCCUCCCCUUGCCUCUGGGGUGGGGGUGGGGUGUUGUGGCUGUGUGUGUGGCUGUGGCUCGUCUUGGGGUUCUGUCACCAGGCUGUGUCCAGCCUCCUUCCCGCCCCCUACACCUAAGAGUCACCAACCCGGGGUGUGAUUCACCACCCGCUGGAACCGUGCAACCUUUCCCCGAGGAAGAAGGAGGAGGUAGAAGCCAGUUGAGCAGAAAUCCUCUCAUUAACCACUGCGUCACGGUGUAGUGGAAGGGAGUGCGCCGGUCUCGGGGAAAUGCCCGGUUCCUUCGUGCCCACGGUCACCGCGAUCACAACCAGCCAGGACCUCCAGUGGCUCGUGCAACCCACCCUCAUCUCUUCCAUGGCCCAGUCCCAGGGGCAGCCCCUGGCCUCCCAGCCCCCUGCGGUCGACCCCUACGACAUGCCAGGAACCAGCUACUCCACACCAGGCAUGAGUGGCUACAGUAGUGGCGGUGCUAGCGGCAGCGGGGGGCCUUCCACCAGUGGAACUAGCAGUGGACCUGGGCCCUCCCGCCCAGCAAGAGCCCGACCUAGGAGACCCCGAGAGGAGACGCUCACUCCAGAGGAAGAGGAAAAGCGAAGGGUUCGUCGUGAGCGGAACAAACUGGCAGCAGCUAAAUGUAGGAACCGUCGGAGGGAACUCACCGACAGACUACAGGCGGAGACAGAUCAGCUAGAGGAAGAAAAGGCAGAACUGGAAUCGGAGAUCGCCGAGCUCCAAAAGGAGAAGGAGCGUCUGGAGUUUGUGCUGGUGGCCCACAAACCGGGCUGCAAGAUCCCCUACGAAGAGGGGCCGGGUCCGGGGCCAGGCCCUCUGGCGGAGGUGAGAGAUUUGCCGGGGUCCGCAUCCGCUAAGGAAGAUGGUUUCAGCUGGCUGCUGCCGCCCCCGCCACCACCGCCCCUGCCCUUCCAGACCAGCCAAGACGCACCCCCCCACCUGACGGCUUCUCUCUUUACACACAGUGAAGUCCAAGUCCUCGGCGACCCCUUCCCCGUUGUUAACCCUUCGUACACUUCCUCGUUUGUCCUCACCUGCCCGGAGGUCUCCGCAUUCGCCGGCGCCCAACGCACCAGCGGCAGUGACCAGCCUUCCGACCCCCUGAACUCGCCCUCCCUCCUUGCUCUGUGAACUCUUUAGACAAACAGAACACACAAACACACGAGCGGGAGAGCGAUUUGCACGAGGAGGAGGAGGAGGAGGAGGAGGAGAGAGAGGGGGGACGAGACAAAGCGGGUGCGCGGCCCCCUGGCUCUUCCGUCUGCCCCUGUCUCCACUGCCACCGGACAGAAGACCUCUUGUGUUUUGUGCCGCCUCUUUGUUUAUGCGCCAGGCGAGACCGGAGAGCUGGUGACUUUUGGGACAGGGGUGGGGAGGAGAUGGACGCGCCCCAGAUGCCUGUUGGUCCUCUUGCUUCAGUCCAACCUCUGGGGACGCGCGGGUGGGAGGGCGACGCCCACCUUUGGCGUCCUGCGCUGGGCGGGGUGGGGCAGCAGGGCGCGGGUGGGUGGGAGCUGUGGGGGCUGGAGCCCUCCCCAGACAGGCCCAACAAGGAACGCGACUCUCCUCACUCUGCCCCUGCUGACCCCCCCUGUGUCCUCGACCCUAAGCUUCUUUAUCCUACCUUUCUUGGAGGUUAAAUCCUCCUCUGGGCAGAAGUGAGCCCCCCAGCCCCCCUCCCCGGGAAGCUGAUGGCGCCCUGUUAUAAUCAGCUUCACCCCAGAAUUAUUCUGAAAUGUGAACUUUCUUCACCGAUUGUCCAGCUGUCCCCCUCCUCAGAGGGAAAAAAAAUUGGCUAGGACUGGGCCUUCUCGGCCCCCAAGGCCCGCACUCCAUGCCCCCCACCCUGCCCUCCUUUACGAUCGCAGUAUUAUUCCAAGCUCCCUCCUUCCAGGGCGCCCUGGCCGUCCUUGUUGGGCCUUUCUGGUUUCAAGCAGCAGGGGGUGCUGCGACGCCGUCCUGCUGGAGUGCUUUAUACUGUGAAUGAGCGGCCGGAUUGUGGGGUGGGCCGGGUGGGACAAGACCCCGACUCCCCAAAACCUUCCCUGGACCUCCCGAUCCCCUACCUGCCUCCUCCUCCCCUCACCCAUGAGUUAGACUCAAAGGAGUUGGCAGAAUCGAGAAGGGGGGGAUGACAGUGACCCGUCCGCAUCCACGAGGCCUCUCUCUCUUCUGGCCCUGGCCUUUUUCUCUAAGGUCCCCACCUUCCCCAGCCUAGGACGCCAACUUCUCCCUGCCCUCGGCGCCCAGCCCAGCGUCCGUCCCUUCUAGAAAGGGAGCUAGAGGGCUUGACAUUUUCCGGAGAAGUUUUAAGGGCUGAGGCUCUGACCCCCUGAACCCCCAAUAUUUUUGGACUGGCAAACAUGGAGAGGCUGGGUUCCCGCAGUCCCACCCCGCCACUGCCUCGGCUCCCAACUUCGGUCUGGCGCUCCCGCCUCACCUUUCCUUGGGCUUCACCCGUAAGCAUUUCAUCAUGAGGCAAAUUUCUAUUUUUUAAUAAUGAGAGUGGCCCUGCCACGCUCUGUGUCGCAUGGACAACAUUCCACACCCUGGUCCCUCGUCUCUGGGCCCGAACCAGACCCUCCCUUACCUAUUUAACCCUUCCCUGGUUUCCGAAAGGCACUUAUAUCUAUUAUGUAUAAAUAAAUAUAUUAUAUAUGGGUGUGUGUGUGCGCGCGUGUACGUGUGAGUGCUUCUGCAUCUAAAAGUGUGCCGUGGGGUUGGAAAUGCUUCUGGAACUUUGAAUCAGUCUGUCUCCGGCUGUCUAUCUGUCUCUGGCUGUGUCCCAGCCCCUCUGGCUGGUCUAACAGUCUCUGGCCGUCUUUGAAUGUUUCUUUUUCUGUCUCUGACCAUCCCCACCUGUCCCCUUCCUGACUGUCGCUGAUCCUCCAGCUGUCUGCUGACUGGGCUCGUUGGGGACCUGAGAUUUUAAUUUUGUAAGUAAGUCUGAGUGAUGGUACAUUUUUGCAGUCUGUAUCGUUGAGAAUCCUGGGCGUGAGUGCGAGUUUGGGUGGGGCCUGGCCCUGCCAAUCACAAGUUUAUUGAAUCCCCAACCUCCUUCCCACUCCAUGCUGUAUUUGUGAUUCCUUUUUUGUAUUUUGCACCUGACCCUGGGGACUGGGGUGGCUGGUACUGGGCUGCUCCUCUCUCCCCUUGGUUCUGCACUGUCGCCAAUAAAAAGCUCUGAAAAAUGCA
This is a messenger RNA of Cavia porcellus (domestic guinea pig), 4666 nucleotides long. It is a transcript of the gene Fosb, whose product is annotated as FosB proto-oncogene, AP-1 transcription factor subunit. Bases 1727 to 2602 code for a protein of 291 amino acids. Gene Ontology annotation, cellular component: nucleus. The transcript is spliced from 4 exons. The record is from RefSeq and is a predicted model, not a curated record. NCBI's taxonomy places the organism in Eukaryota, Metazoa, Chordata, Mammalia, Rodentia, Caviidae. Gene Ontology annotation, molecular function: DNA-binding transcription factor activity, RNA polymerase II-specific; RNA polymerase II cis-regulatory region sequence-specific DNA binding. Gene Ontology annotation, biological process: regulation of transcription by RNA polymerase II.